This is a messenger RNA of Schizosaccharomyces octosporus yFS286, 2168 nucleotides long. Its product is annotated as RNA-binding protein Nop9. Bases 45 to 1994 code for a protein of 649 amino acids. Gene Ontology annotation, biological process: endonucleolytic cleavage to generate mature 5'-end of SSU-rRNA from (SSU-rRNA, 5.8S rRNA, LSU-rRNA); endonucleolytic cleavage in ITS1 to separate SSU-rRNA from 5.8S rRNA and LSU-rRNA from tricistronic rRNA transcript (SSU-rRNA, 5.8S rRNA, LSU-rRNA); ribosomal small subunit export from nucleus. NCBI's taxonomy places the organism in Eukaryota, Fungi, Ascomycota, Schizosaccharomycetes, Schizosaccharomycetales, Schizosaccharomycetaceae. Gene Ontology annotation, cellular component: 90S preribosome; preribosome, small subunit precursor; nucleolus. The transcript has a single exon. Gene Ontology annotation, molecular function: RNA binding. The record is from RefSeq and is a predicted model, not a curated record.
UGAAAACCCAAGGCAAAAAACUAAAACCAGAACCACAAAGCAGGAUGCCGAAAGCAAGAAAACAGCGUGGAAAAAAGCAUUCAUCCAAGAAGGAUGUUGAAACAGAAGAGGUGCAGACUGAGAUUGGCGACCAAGUUCCUCCUACAACCGUUGAAGAAGGACAAGAAGAAAGUGGAUUUCAAGUCAAUCCUUACACGAAUGAGCCAGUGCAACCGUUUCUCGGUGCAUUAGAUCCUGAAGAAGAAAAAUACUUUCAAGAAGCCGAGAAGGCUUUCGUGAAUCAUUUUACACGCAGCAAUGAAGAGACGCGAUUUUUUAUCGACAGCGUUUAUCGGGAAAUUAAAGGAAAAGAAUUAAUCGUUUUAAAUAAUGUAUUUGGCUCUAAGGUGAUGGAGCAUAUGUUUCCUUUGGCAACGACUAGCCAGAUUAAGUCUAUCUUUUCGUCUAUGAAUGGACAUUAUCUAGAAGUUGUUCAAACAACAUUUGGUUCUUAUGCCUUUGAAAAGCUUUUGAGUCAUAUGGCUUAUAUUGUCGAUUUGGAAACAAGAGGGGCGUUGGACAAUGAAGAAGAAAUGUUGGAAGGAGAAGAUCAAGUAUUCAGCACGGCAGAGUCACUAGUGAUGUACAUGUGCAAUGAAAUACGACCAGAUUUCUCUUUGCUUAUCAACCAUAAGCUUGCCGUGCACGUUCUCCAUAAAAUUCUAAUGUUAUUAGAUGGAUAUCGGUUUGUGUACGCCGAGGGUCGUCGCGAAUCCAUGGUACAAAUACGCGUUCCUGAAACUUUUCCCCAGUUUGCCUACUCCAUUAUUGAUAGUGCGGCGGAGAAUUUAACUGCUUUAGAAUUGCGGAAUUACUGUGUUGAUCGCUAUGCGUCUAAGAUCAUGCAAGCAUUCGUACGUAUCGACUUUGAGCGAGCACAAGGUGGGAAAAAGAAAAAGGUUGCUCCUUUAGUCGAUAAAUUACUACUUUCUUCGGAUAAUAAUCUGAAGGAAUUACCAUUCUUGGAUACCUUAUUGAAAGAUGAAGCUGCUUCUCGGAUUUUGGAGAUCAUUAUAGAGAAGAUGCCGAAUGCACAACUUCCAAGAUUCAGAGAAGCUUGGGAAGGCCGCUUUUAUCGACUUUGCACGCACCCAAUUGCCAACUUCGUCAUGCAACGUUAUAUCAAUCGACUUCCCGUGGAAGAACUUGGACACGUAGUACAGGAAUUGAAGCAAGGUUCUGAUAAUGUAGUACGCAAAUCAUUCUUGGCAGUCUUGAAGACUCUCCUACAAAGAUGUAACGCUCUUCAAGCUUACCAACAUGAUUUAGCUUCUUUGAUAUUUGCGUCCGCCGAGGAAAAUGAAAAGAAGAAAAACAUAAUUCCUAUCCUUUUGCGCUCAAAGCAUAAAAGAGACAUGUCUGAUCCUGAAAAUAAGAGAAAGCUGGUUAAUAAUAUGCUAGGCGCACAGUUGUUAGAAGAAUUCCUGAACGGUCCCAAAGAAUAUGUUGAAGUAAUUUUAAAUAAUCUGUUGGAGCUCAGCCAUGACCAAUUAAUGGAAUACUGUCAAGAGAGUGUUUCAUCUCGUUUGAUUGAAAGUAUCUCAGAUUGGCCAGCCUUAGAUCUCAUUUUCAAGAAGAAGUUUUUGAAUAUGUUUUCAGAUACGAUUGUAGAAUUGUCUAUUUCGGCGUCGGGCUCUCAUAUUGUUGACAAGCUUUGGAAGCUAUCACGCGGAUUACCUCUUUACAGGACGCGUAUUGUUCAGGAGCUUGUCCAAGGUGGUGACAAAGUUAAAUUCGACUUUUACGGGAAAAAGGUAUGGUCGAACUGGAAAGCGGAACUAUUCCGCCGUGCUCCAGAUGAGUGGUAUCGGUUUAUGAAGCAGGAUGAGCCUGUGAAGCGAGUUCAUGAAAAAGCUCGCAAUACGCCAGGAUCGUCAGCAAACUCACAACCACUACGUAAAAGACCAAACAUGGAAGAAGGCACAAAUGAAACAGAUAAGCGCAUUCGGGCUUAGUGUUUUUGUUUGCAGCAUUACGAAAAAAAAAGAACAACUUUAUUUAUACUCAAUUUGGGGACUAGGUUUCAUUUUUUUGGCUUUUAUAUUGUUUACAUUUUAGAGAGAUUACUAAUAAAGCUAUCAUUUUGAUUAUUAAACAGUUAUGUAGAUUUAUCAAAUUUUGAAAAGUUC